CAGCUAUAAUUAUAGCUAAUCUUGAACCAUCUGGCUCUCUUCAAGAAUGAACAUUUCACUAAGGACAGUUGUCACAAUUAUGCUAAUAACCACAGUAGAUUAUUGUAAAGGUGAGAAUGACAUGUAACUGUACGCACAUAGCCUGCUCACAGUAUUUACUAUCUAAUUUACAUAUUAUGUCAAAAGCUCGAGAAUGCCUUAGGGCUAACUCUGCAGACAGUUUGCCUAGAUUCCAAAACCCGGGAAGAAAUGCCCCUCGAAUUGAGGUGAAUCCGAUCCAAGUCAUCAUCAAAAGUUACAAGUUCCACUGCUGUGGGAAAGUCGGCGGUUGGUCAGCUUUUUUGGAGGCUAGUGGUGGUGAAGUGUACUCAAUAAAGUUCCAGAUAUGGAGGCCUAUGAGUAGCAACAGAUUUGUUAAAAUUGGAGAGAACUCUUUUCCUUUACUUACCUUCGCUAAUAAUCCUAAUACCAACAGUGACAUUGAAAAAAUACCAGCCAACAGUGAGCAACUUGACUUCCAACCAGGAGAUGUGGUUGGAUACUAUCUUGAACAGGAGGAUGGCGGCACUAAUGUAGGACUGAAGUUUGAUAGCCGGGACUUCAAUCUUGAGGAGCUAUGGUAUGCGACUGGUAACUCUGAACUACAAAAUGAGUGCUUACUGGAAGUGGGCAAUGCAGGGGACCUCAGCAUGUCUACAAGCCUUGGACCAAUCAUCUCAGUGUCCUUGGCUACUACGGUGAACGGUAACUGCCCCUCUACAUUCACAUCCACGCUGGUCUGCCCAACAUCGACCUCAUCCUCUAUUUUCCUCACCACUACUUAUACUACUACCAUACACACAGGUGCAGCAUUAGAAAUAAGCUCUACAUCAGUAUCUAUGGAGACUCUAGGCCAGAUAUCAACUGCAUUUUCAACAUCAAAAAUCCCUAAACCUACUACCACAAACACAGGGAUAAAGUCUACACCAGUAUCUAUGGAGACCAUGCUACCAACUUUACUUGGCCAGAUAUCAACUGCAUUUUCAACAUCAAGAAUCCCUAAACCUACUACCACAAACACAGGGAUAAAGUCUACACCAGUAUCUAUGGAGACCAUGCUAUCAACUUUACUUGCAACACGGGAAAUGCCUACGGAAACACACACCACACCACUAACAGUAUUUAUCGAGUCUUCUAACCAUCCUAUCAUGACUUCAAAGAACCUACUAGCUACACCUAUUGCACUUCCUACCUUGCCAAAUCAAAACGUGAACGUAGGAUUGCAUGUUGGUAUGACUGUGGCAAUGCUGGUGCUAGCACUACUAGUAACGCUGGCGGUUAUUUUGGUGUGCAUUGUGAUGAAGAAAAGAGGAAACAUACCAAAAGGAGGAGUCAACCUGAAUACAUCCGAUCAGAGAACAAGUACUACAAUCCAAGACCGAUAUAGCACAAUAGAUUUAAGCACAGAUCCACAAACAGAACAAAACGUAUCAUACGGACAAGUAAUUGACACCUCUCGUCAGAGUGAGAUCUACAGUUACCCUAGCAACCCGUUCAUUGUGGAGUAUGAUUAUCCGAGGCUGAGUUGCCCUGACUACUAUGUAAACGAGGGGAUGGGAGGGCCAGCAGUAAUGAGAAUGACAGAAAACAAAGCCUACACUAAAACAAGAGAGCUUCAACAUUUGGAACCCAUUGCAGAAGAUGAGACGUACAUAUAUACAUACACACAUCAAGUGUCUAGUGCGAAUGCUGUAGAUAAAUGAUUAUGACAGUAUAAAGUUCACUAAAAUGUGUGUGUAUAUAUAGAUUUUGACAACAGUCAUUGUGUACGUGUGGAUGCAU
Molecule: messenger RNA, 1821 nt
Organism: Halichondria panicea
Lineage: Eukaryota; Metazoa; Porifera; Demospongiae; Suberitida; Halichondriidae
Exons: 6
Coding region: 117-1742 (541 amino acids)
Source: RefSeq, a predicted model, not a curated record